This is a messenger RNA of Lentinula edodes (shiitake mushroom), 2041 nucleotides long. RefSeq lists its product as uncharacterized. The transcript is spliced from 6 exons. The record is from RefSeq and is a predicted model, not a curated record. NCBI's taxonomy places the organism in Eukaryota, Fungi, Basidiomycota, Agaricomycetes, Agaricales, Omphalotaceae. The coding region runs from base 167 to 2041 and encodes 624 amino acids.
GUCGAUCGAAAAUGCUGCCGACGUCGGCUUGCAAUUGCCACCGCUCCUUACCACCACCGACGACGUCAACACCAACUCUCGCUUUUUUUCUAUCUGGUGGACCAGUUUUGUGUUAGUCGCAGCACUCAUUACAACUAUUUAUUAUUUCCGGGCCUAUUUCUAUGCUAUGGAUGUCGAUGAUAUGGACGUUGAUGAUCCAGUUCCUAAUCCUAUCCUUCCUAAUGUCGACUCUCCUCCCAUUUCUACAAAUGGCCUUUCAGAUAUUGAAACUGUUACCUAUGGUGGACAAGAAUUCCGAAUCCGUCGCCCACCAGGACCACAGCCAACUCGCACAAUUGCUCUCCCAGUCCAUAAUAAUGGUGUCUUCGAUGUUGAUUAUGUCGACAUCUAUGUAAUGAAACGCCCCUCCCUUGUUGAGCUUUGCAAGAAGAAUAAUCUUGGUGUUGUUGGGAAGAAGGUCAUGCUGCAGGAAAAACUCGUUGGUUUUAGUGAAGACAUGAUCAGAUGGAAUUCCCUCAUUGUAGGUGCACGGCGUUCUCACCGAGGUGUUCGAGACGGCAAGAUUUCCAAGGUCCAUACCAAGACGGAAGCCAUAAAUACCUCAACGAAGAAGCCGAAGAAGAUAAAAGGGUCGGCCUUACGAAGGCAUGCUAUGAUGGGCUUGAACCCGGAUGGUUCGAGCAAUGUUCAAGUGCAACGCUCGAAGGAUAUGCGUCCAGUUGAAGAGCAAGAGAAGCUCUUACAAUGGGCUGAUCGGUACUAUGCGGCCCAUCCGUAUAUCCCUCCUGAAGAGGUCUCAAGGAUCCUCAAGGCUGAGCGGGAUGCAAAAAUGGACUCGCCUGCCUUAAUCAAGCAAUACAUGCAUUCCACCCAUGAACAAAUCACUGGGCUCACCUCUAUGGUUGGCUCAGUGUUCAACAUUCUUUCUCAUGGCUUGCCUCAUGUAUCCUCAAAUAUUCCUCCUACCACCUCGCAGCUCCCUUCUAGCCUGGUUUCUAUGCAGUCCCCCUCUGUAUUGCCAACUUCAUCCAUCCCUACAAUAUCCCCGACGUCUUUAUCUUCUUCAACUUCGGCGCCAUUGCCCCCGAUGUCUGUAUCUCCUUCAACUUUGGUGCCGAUGCCCCCAACGCCUUCAUCUCCUUCAACUUCGGUGUCGAGGCAUUCAAUACCUUUGUCAAUGUUGGCACCUCCUUCAACUUCAGUGCCGACGCCUUCAAUGCCUUUGUUGUCGACGUUGCCACUGAUGACUUCAACGCCUUUGUCUUCCUCGAUGUUGGCGCCGAUGACUUCAACGCCUUUGUCUUCAACAUUGACACCAGUAACUUCACUUAUCCCAACAAUAGGUCCGAUAACUCUGCUUGCACCUCCCUCAGUCGAGAAUGAUGUUAUGAUGACUAACACAUCAUCGUUCUCCUCUACCCUGCGCGACAACAAUAUCACGAUUGCUGAUAUUUCUCCAUCUGCCCUCCCUUCCAUGGUACGCAAAGCUCAUCGCAGUGUCGAGGAGAAAUCGUUUGAGAUCAUACUUGCCAACCAAAAACUGCUUCGAUUCAAAUAUCAUGAUAUCCCAGAGCCUUCAUUGCAGCUCAGUUUCGCUCAUGAUAUUGCUCGGCUUGACCGCAUUUGGGAUGACAAAGGACCACACUGGGAUCCUAUGGACUGCGCAACUGUUUCUUCAAUCAACGGUGUCCCAGUCGCCCUUUGUUACUGGCAACAGAUUUAUAAAGGAAAGAAAGAUCGACGUUGGGAUGGAAUUAAGGGAAUGUGGUCUGAAUGGCGGUAUGUUGCUGAGCGUUAUCGGUCCAUUACACCUGAGGAAUUCUGGUCAGAGUUCCAAACCGACGCUGGCGAACAAAUGAACUGGACAGCAAUACUUGAGCGCUUGCGGGAGCUGCGAAUCAAUCGCGAUGAAGAGUUGGCUGAACAGGCAAAAGCUGAAUAUGGACCUAGGUUUCCGGAGCUUUUUUCGUACCGCGGUAAAGUUAUGUCAAAGAGCUCUUCAAUUGCUAGUCGCUACCUCUCUUUAAAGAAUGUCACUUAG